Messenger RNA from Rattus rattus (black rat), 2194 nucleotides. It is a transcript of the gene Usf2, whose product is annotated as upstream transcription factor 2, c-fos interacting. The coding region runs from base 559 to 1599 and encodes 346 amino acids. The record is from RefSeq and is a predicted model, not a curated record. Gene Ontology annotation, biological process: regulation of transcription by RNA polymerase II. Gene Ontology annotation, molecular function: RNA polymerase II cis-regulatory region sequence-specific DNA binding; protein dimerization activity; DNA-binding transcription factor activity, RNA polymerase II-specific. The transcript has 10 exons. NCBI's taxonomy places the organism in Eukaryota, Metazoa, Chordata, Mammalia, Rodentia, Muridae.
AAAGGAGGAAAAAAAAAGAAAAAAAAGAGAAGGGGGGGGGGUGAUAGAAAGCGGCGGCAGCUGCAGCCACGAUCCGCCGCCGGACCGGGCCAGGCCGGGCGGCGGACGCGAGAGCCGAGGAUCUGGGCAACAGGGCGGCCGCCAUCCGGGCAGGGCCGAGUUAAAAAAAAAAAAAAAAAAAAAGCUCAAGUCGCGGCGGCGGCGGCGGCGAGCGCUCAGGGAAGCAGGCCCCAGGCCGCGUGCGGCGGGGCGGCGGGGCGGCGAGCCGGCGGGCGGGCGGGGGGCAGCUGAGCUGUGGCCGGAGCCUCGCGCCGCCCGGAGCCGGCGGCGGGCGGAGGCGGCAGGAGGAGGCGGCAGCUGCAGGAGUAGCGGCGGCGGCGGCGGCGGCGGCGGCGGCGGCGGCAUCUCCUCCUCACAUGACCCCACUGUUUGUCCCCGUGAUCAGCGCGAGCGGCUCCCGUGUCUCCUCCGUCCCCUCCUGCCGCGCGGCGUGAGCGCCGGGCUCGGGCCCCCCCGGCCGCCCGCCCCCUCCCCUCCCUCCCUCCUCCCCCGCCCCCCAUGGACAUGCUGGACCCGGGUCUGGAUCCCGCUUCCUCGGCCACCGCUGCUGCCGCCGCCAGCCACGACAAGGGACCCGAGGCCGAGGAGGGCGUUGAGCUGCAGGAAGGCGGGGACGGCCCGGGGGCUGAGGAGCAGACGGCGGUGGCCAUCGCCAGCGUCCAGCAGGCGGCGUUCGGCGACCAUAAUAUCCAGUACCAGUUCCGCACAGAGAGUAAUGGAGGCCAGGUGACAUACCGCGUAGUCCAGGUGACUGAUGGUCAGCUGGACGGCCAGGGCGACGCGGCUGGCGCCGUCAGCGUCGUGUCCACCGCUGCCUUCGCGGGGGGGCAGCAGGCUGUGACCCAGGUGGGUGUGGACGGGGCAGCCCAGCGCCCCGGCCCUGCCGCUGCCUCUGUACCCACAGGUCCCGCAGCACCCUUCCCGCUGGCUGUAAUUCAAAAUCCAUUCAGCAAUGGUGGCAGCCCAGCGGCCGAAGCUGUCAGCGGGGAGGCACGGUUUGCUUAUUUUCCAGCAUCCAGUGUCGGCGAUACCACAGCUGUGUCUGUUCAAACUACAGACCAGAGCCUACAGGCCGGAGGCCAGUUCUAUGUCAUGAUGACACCCCAGGAUGUGCUUCAGACAGGAACACAGAGGACAAUUGCACCCCGGACACACCCCUAUUCUCCGAAAAUUGAUGGAACCAGAACUCCUCGAGAUGAGAGAAGAAGAGCUCAGCACAAUGAAGUGGAGCGGAGAAGGAGGGACAAGAUCAACAACUGGAUCGUCCAGCUUUCAAAAAUCAUUCCAGAUUGUCAUGCAGACAACAGCAAGACAGGGGCGAGUAAAGGGGGCAUCCUGUCCAAGGCUUGCGAUUACAUCCGGGAGCUACGCCAGACCAACCAGCGUAUGCAGGAGACCUUCAAGGAAGCAGAGCGGCUGCAAAUGGACAAUGAGCUCCUGAGGCAGCAGAUCGAGGAGCUGAAGAAUGAGAACGCCCUGCUUCGAGCCCAGCUGCAGCAGCACAACCUGGAAAUGGUGGGCGAGAGCACCCGGCAGUGAUGCCCGCCGGCUCACCCUUCAGCUGCUGCCGGCCUCUGCUGCCCCUCCCCCAGCCCUUAGCACAGAGAGGGAGAUGCCCCUCCCCAAGCUGCGUUUUUUUAUAGUAGAUUUUUAACAAAAACAAGGAGACAUAAUGCAUUUCUGUUGAUACAUUGCCCACUACCCUCCCCCAUGCGGAAAUGAUGUCCACCUGCCCAUCUGUCCGUCAGCCUCCCUUCUCGGCCCUCACCAGCCCAUCACUUAUAGUGGGCUCAUCGGGAGGAGCGAGGGAGGAGGACAGAGGCCCCGCUGCCCGCUGCCUCCUUGGUCUCUAGAGGUAUUGAGACAGGGUGCUUAUGGGAAGGAGGGAGCUUUGGGGAUGGGGGCCUUCCCUGGGGCCUGGACCUAUGCAGGGAGGCCAAGCCCCCCACCCCUCUUGUUUCUGGAUCCCUGCUCCCCUCUGGGUGUGUGGGUGUGUAUGUGUGUGUGUAUGCGCGUGUGUGCGUGUGUAUGUGUGCGUGUGUGUGUGUGUGUUUUAAUUUUCUUUAUGGAAAAUGGACAAAAAAUAGAGAGGUAUUUAACUGCAAUAAACUGGCCAGUGUGGCCCCGCCUUGUC